AUGGGAAAGACCACGGCGAUCAGUACGGCCGACGAGCAGGAGAUUGCCGAAGCACGCGGUACGACCGUUCCGGACAUGCUUUACGAUGUGGUGGCCCGCGCUGCAACAACAUCCGUCGGCCAGUUCAUAUACAAACGCGUCGAUAACUUACUGUGGACGAUAGAGAAAACGGCGCGAUGGUCGCUUCCACAACCUUCGCCAGCUGCGGUAAGCUCCAAAACGUCAGCAGCCGACGAGAGCGAAGACGUUGGCGGUAACAUUUCCGGCCCACCGUUGAUACGGCCGCUGCCAUGGUUACUCUUCCUACCGGCACUGAUCGCGCUGCGGAUAGUUCGUAGUGCGCUUUCCAUGGGUGCUCGCUUCGUUGGCCGGGGUCCCGUGCUACCCUCGUCCGUGGUGGGGUUUUUGCAAAACAAGCGACGGAAGCUUCGUGCCCUUAAGUACCGUGGUCAGCGAUUGCAGAGAAUCGCCAAAGUCGAGCAGGAGGCGGAUCCCAAACAGGUGACUUGGCUGCAGCGCAUCAUUCUACCGCUGCGGAUGGUUAUCUGCACGCGCCCCUACAGUACCUUCGACGCCAACUCGGACGUAGCCCAUGCCGUCAUAUUCCGCAACGAUCGUCCGUCGAGCGCUGGACAGAAGCGUGUUGCCUCGAAGAAGCGAAAUCUUAACCAGCGCGAAGCGGAAAGUGCCGAAGAGGAGGCAAGUGAUGAGGACUCGUUCGAGGAUGCGGGAUGCAAGGAACUGCUGGACAAGUACGCACACGAGGAAGAUUCGAGUUUUAACAUGGAGGAUGCUUCGUCCGUCAGCUCUGACGGUACCGAUAGUUCCCUUUCCGAAGCUGAUCCGUCGCCCAAGAAACCUACGCUCGAGAGUGACAAUAUCUCACGGCAGCAACAGCAGCACUCUCAACCGAAACAAAACGGGGGCCAGCAACCAUCGUCUAAGGCCGAUACUUUGAAGCGCUCGUCAAGUGAAAAUAAGAAUGGCGUCGAUUCGCAACCUACGGCCCCAAAGUCUUCCACCACACAAAAGAAUAUCAAUGCUGGCAAUCGAUCCAAAUCAGCCGCUGAUUUGGAAAAUGGAAACGUUCCCUCCUCUCACACAUCUGCUCCGGACGGCAAGAAUGCUGGAACCACCAGCAUGUCCAUCAAUACUACACCUUCGAAGAGCAUCCCAAAUCUUUCCAGUUCGCCCGAAAACAAUGAAAACAAACCGAUCAAUCAGAACGUGUCUGGAGGGCCAACCGCAUCCGUUGCUGCUGCUGCUGCUGCUUCUCAGAUAAAAUCACCCUCACCGACGGUUCUUAAGGCUACGGGGGCCAAGCAGUCCCCAACCAUGAGCGAGGUUCGCACUAACUUUCACCAGCAGAAACAGGCGAGUCAAAAGCUCCUCGCUUCAUCCGGUUCGGCCGCUCAGCAUCAGCAACAGUCGCAGCAAUCUGCACCACAACAGCAGCAGCAGUACGUCAGCAAUGGCGCCAAAUCUCGCAACAAGAAAGGACCCACUCAGCCCGUUGCUUAG
Messenger RNA from Anopheles marshallii, 1521 nucleotides. RefSeq lists its product as uncharacterized. The transcript has 4 exons. The record is from RefSeq and is a predicted model, not a curated record. Lineage: Eukaryota; Metazoa; Arthropoda; Insecta; Diptera; Culicidae. Bases 1 to 1521 code for a protein of 506 amino acids.